Amaranthus tricolor (Joseph's coat) is the source of this 1725-nucleotide messenger RNA. RefSeq lists its product as uncharacterized. The record is from RefSeq and is a predicted model, not a curated record. The transcript is spliced from 6 exons. Bases 145 to 1083 code for a protein of 312 amino acids. Lineage: Eukaryota; Viridiplantae; Streptophyta; Magnoliopsida; Caryophyllales; Amaranthaceae. Gene Ontology annotation, molecular function: nucleic acid binding.
UAAUCAGAUUUCGUUUACAGGAAGGAAGUAUCCGACCAAGUCCCACAUUAUUUCUAGGGUUUGCGAUAUCGUAAUUUUUUUUCCCCCAAUUCGAUUUCAUCUGUUUUCUUCGAAUUCCUCUUAACUAUUGAACAAACUUCGACGAUGAGUACAACACAAUUCGCAAUGGUUGAGGAACUGGCUUCCCUUAUUAAAGAUAACUUCUCAAGCAGGCAUCUUGUUCUUGCAAUUGAAGAAGCUUUGGUGAAUUACCUUCAAGAUGAUCCAAGCCCCGAUGGAAUACUUCAGCUAGAACCUAUGAGUUCAUACAACCGACUCAUCAUCCAUCGCCUUGCUGACAUCUUUGGAUUUGUUCACGAAUCUGUAGGUGAGGGAGAUGAUCGCCAUUUGGUGUUGCAACAAUGCUUGGAUACAUCAAUACCUUCUAUCCUUGUUAGUGACAUCCUUUGGCACUUUGAUGCAUGUGAAUCACCACCUUUGCCCUACCAGCUUUUGAGAAGAGAUGAUGCAUGCACAGUAUUGAAGAUAAACUUAGCCUCUUCCCCAAAUUUUGUUGAAAGAGAAGCAGCUUAUCUAGCUGCUCGGGAACGCAUAUUUGGUACUACGAAUGAAGAUGAGUUAAAACAACCUGCCAAACAGAGACCAAGAAAUGUACCUGUUGUUGCACGUCGCAUGAUUGCCCAUGCACUUGGCCAAAAAAUUAUUCACAACAACCAGGCACAGGGUUAUGAGGCUAGACAUUCAAAUGAAGAGGCUAUUUUGGAUGACAUCGAAAGAAGUAUUAAUGUUAGUUUAGAUCUGCAACCAAAACCUUCUUCCGAUUGUGUUCGCACAGACAAAAACCUGAAAUGUUUCAGAGGAGAAGGUAAUGACGCCAAAGUGUCACUAGUUGUACAUGAUGAAAAGUUGCAAAAAGCAGUUGAUAGGGACUUGUCUAAUGUUGCUCCUAAAAUCGGUGCAAAAAAUAGGACGACCAUUUCAAAAAUGAGCAUGAAAGAGGAAAAUCUUGGAGCGGCAAAAAGGAUGUUUGCUCAUGCUCUGGGUAGACAGGCUUCAAAAGACGGUGUUCCCAGGGUAAAGUAAAAACCAAUUACAGAUAAGAUUGUGAACACCAAUUAACAUAAUAUCAAGAGCUGCUGUAAAGGUUACAGAGCGUGGAAGAGGCAAAGAACAAUAUACAAAGAAACAAAGUCAUUGUUAAGUGUUGCAGCUGGCCUAAGGUAGAAAGAUACAAAUGAUGGCUUUCUCUUCCGACAGCGCAAACGAGAUGUGACUGGUGAAUGGAAAUGACAAGUUAUAGGGAUACUAACCACGUUUAGUUUGCCUGAAGAUACGAGAAUGAACUGAGUCUUCUGGCUUAUAUAUGUCACCGCCAUUAUCGUGCUUAUUCAGAAGACGGUGAUACUUGUAAAGCGCUAAAGCUACUCGUCCUUAUUCAUGCUCAGGCUAUGGGCUAUCUUCGAUGGCUAACAAACGGGAUGAAAGGAAGCUUUUGUUGGUUAUCAUAUAGUUUCAUGGACAUCUUGGAAUAUUUAUAAGAAUAAUUGGCUAUUAUUCUAUUUACUAUUCAAAUUGUGAGUGUUAGUUUUAUGGAUGUAGUUGUACUUUGAUCAAGUUUAUAUGGGGUUUCCUGUUGAUGUGUAAAUUUUAAUAACCGCAAGCAGUACGGUGUACGUGUAGCUGUACGGGUCGAACUCAGAGAAGCGAAUUAACUAAUUUGUUUGA